This is a messenger RNA of Metarhizium acridum CQMa 102, 480 nucleotides long. RefSeq lists its product as uncharacterized. Lineage: Eukaryota; Fungi; Ascomycota; Sordariomycetes; Hypocreales; Clavicipitaceae. The record is from RefSeq and is a predicted model, not a curated record.
AUGAGUGAUGGAGACUCGAUUCGUGGCCACGGAAGAAUACCACCGGGGCCAAGCAGCACACGACGAAGCAACUCCGCGUCCACGUCGGCGCCUCGAAAACAAAAGUGGCAGACCACAGCGUCCCAGUGGUGGCAGAACCCCAUCGUCCGAACGUGCGCCAUCACCGCCGUGUCGACCGGCCUGUCAGCCGCGUUAGAUAGCCGCGGCGACCCCGGACAAUGGAAAGGGGCAAAGGGCGCCAAGGUGGCCGUGGCAUCGCUCGGGUCUGCAUUGGUGGAUGGAUUCCUCGGCCAAAAACACCCCAACAGCGUCAGGCAGCAGGUCGCGAGGAAAGGUUUCCAGGUGGCCAUGGAAGAAACGGAGAAGAAGAAACAACAGCCGGCGGAAGCACGCAAAGACGACGCCCAUGGGCCCAAGGACCACGGGCGUCGUCGGCGCAGGCAUAGUGAAGGGUCAAGCAGCCAUGGGCGGCACCAUUGA